Messenger RNA from Salvelinus sp. IW2-2015, 1329 nucleotides. Lineage: Eukaryota; Metazoa; Chordata; Actinopteri; Salmoniformes; Salmonidae. The record is from RefSeq and is a predicted model, not a curated record.
AUGAGUGCGUCCAAGGAGAGGUUGUCGUCUCGACAUGCCAGUUCCGUCUGGACCUCCUCGCGCAGUCCUCUUCUGAAUAGCGUACUGAGUGCCGGCUCAUUCCAUCAGCUGGAUGCUGUUACAGUCCGGAAGACGGCUGUAGCCCACUCCAACACUCUCCCAGUCARCAGAGAAAUAACCGUGGCAACCUUGGACCUCUCAAUAAACGGUGAUUAUGAUGCCCUGAACCAUGCUGCCCUGAAGUUCACCGACAAGAAGGGCACCAAGCCCAUGAGACUGUGGAGAGAACUAACUGAACAGAGAGAGGAAGAAACCAUCAACUCUGGUUGUGCACUUAACAAGGAUGUAAUCCAACCAGACCCUGUGAUAGUUACACAACUGGGACAAAGUGUAUCUCUCACUUGCUUUUGUCGAUCUCAUUUGAUCAGAGUCUCUUGGUACAAGCAAACUGUUGGAGAGAAGCCUCUUAUCAUGGCAUCAUCAUUUUAUCACACUCAAAUUAGUUUUUAUUCCAACAACUUUAACAAAGACUUUACUGAGACUAAACGUUUGAGUGUGAAGAGAGGAUUUGACAGCUGUAACCUAACCAUCUCCAAGACAAAGUCAGGGGACUCAGCUACAUACUACUGUGUUAGUUUGUUAGCGAGGGAAGCCACAUUUGGAGAAGGAACUGUUUUAAUUGUCAAAGACUCAGGGUCCAACCACAUGUCUGUGCUCCAGCAGCCUGUGUUCGAAUCAGCCAAGGCAGGAGACUCUGUAACUCUAAACUGUACAAUACACACUMAGACCUGUGCAGGAGAACAMAGUGUGUAUUGGUUCAGACAUGGCUCAGGAAAAUCYCAUCCAGGAAUCAUUUACACCCAUGGAGACAGKAGUGAUCAGUGUGAGAAGAGMCCUGAGGCUGGGUCUCCWACACAGAGCUGUGUCUACAACCUCCCCAAGAGGAACCUCAGCCUCUCUGAUGCUGGGACUUACUACUGUGCUGUGGCCUCAUGUGGGGAGAUACUAUUUGGGAACGGGACCAAGCUGGAUGUUGAAGUUUCAGACCUGUUGGGUGAUCAGAGUAAUCUUAUUUUCCUCAUCAUUAUAUCUUGCCUGACAACUACUGUGAUUCUGAGUGUGAUUGUCAACGUUAUCCUCUUUGUGAGAAUGAAGAGGUCACGAUGUGAACACUGUGCAGCUGGGACCCCUUUUCAACAAAGCCACUAUGGGAAUCCUCAUUCCAACACCUCAGACCAACAGGUUAGCUGGAUCAGUUCCACUGUGUCAAGAAUGGGUCUGGAUAAGCAAAAGAGUACAGCAUUAGAUUUGACCGAGAGUCUGAAUUGA